CUUGGAUGAUGACGUAGAAGUGUCUUACCCUAUGCGCAUGUCUCGCAGCGACUGAAGAGAACAAUGGAAACUAUCCGUCCUUAUAACUUUGAACCUGUUCGAAACGCUAGAGAUAUGUCAGAAAGUGAUUCUGGCGGUAGCGACGACGAUGACCAAACGCUUCAUGUCCCUGAUACGCGUACGGAACGACUAGAAAACACCGACUGGUGUACUUGUGGUCUGUGUAUCGUCAUGCCGAGCAUUACAGAAUGCAUCUGCUGCAAGGAAGUCGAUGCUCUGAGCUGGAGACUUCAUGGCGUGCGAUGUGCGACAGCGCAUGACAGUUUUCACACUGUCUGCUUACACUAUGAAGUUCUACGCACAGCGGUAGGUGUCAUGAACGUCUCUCCAGGCUCCAUUACAGAACCUCUUACGGCCAGGCUUUUGAGACUGGCGGCUUACCGCCAAUUUACUCACUGGGCUCACGAGAUGUUGGGGAGAGGUGUACGAAUAGUCAUACCAUCGUGUGUGGUGUCUGCCGAACGCAGAGCGUUUCCAGAAGAGAGUGGGCACUAUGUUGGCUUUAGAGAUGCUAAUGAUUCUCAGUGAUGUAUUAGCUAACAAAUGAAUAUGUAGUUGACACAAACAACUGGAAACUGGACUAAUACUUCUAAUUGAAUCUAGUACUGUACUAGUUCUGCGUAUAAUCUCUUCUUUGGGAGGCUGUUCGUGCCCAGCUAUAUUUAUGGGUAAGUGCACUGGUGGAUCUUUAGCUUUGUGGUGCCUUAUGGGAUUGUGCUCCAUUGAUCUUCUCUUCAGCACAGACGUUGAAAUUUUGUGGAGGUAUUGAUACGAUUUUGUCUCAGCUAUAGGCUUUGCUACCCAGGCUUUGGUAGCUUUAGGAAAUACAACUUUAUACCUCUUGAUUCCUUCACUUGUUGUUGCUUGUUCUCGAUCAAUGUUGUAAUUAUGGUCCAGAGCAGCCAGCUGUAUUCUUGUCAUCAUACCCUUAUACCCAAAAUGCUGCCUUUUAGGACAGUACUUUGUGAGAAGUGAGUGAAACACUUCUAGCAUGCCUGUGUGACAAAAUUUGGUGAGCUUUGGUAUGUCUCUUAGUAACUUUUUGUCUAACACAACCUCUUUUAGGGCCUCAUGAGCAUUGGAGCCAGGCUUCAGCCAGGAUUUUUCGUCACAUUCCUCACGUGUUAGCUCUUCGUGUUCACAUGUUGUAAACUUGCUAGCACCUUCCCAAGAGUGGACGUUUUACUAUGUGGUGGAUAACUGAUGUCCACUUUUCAGUAAGUAUUUGGGAGUCUCCAUCACAAGACUGAGAAGACCACCACAGGUGAUUGGAGAUGGAUUGGAUCCAUGGCAGGAGUUUAGUGCAUCUCUUAGAUUUUCCCUUCUGUGUCAGCUUUUUUGCUAUUCCUUUAGACACAUGCCAAACAUCAAAUUGAUGGUCUAUGUUGGGGUAUUUCUUUCUCAUGGUAGCUGCAAUUUGGAUAUGUCUGUCAGUUGCAAUUUGUUUGAUGUGCAAGCCUUCAGUUUGCAGCUUUUGAAGUGAACGUUCAAAUCCUUCGCGUUCCAUGACAACAGAGUUGGCAACUUCACUGACUUGAACAAGUUGGAAGUCAAGUAUUAGUCCAGUUCCUGCUCAAUGUGAGUGUAUGUGCCAUAUUUGGCAGAAUAGC
Messenger RNA from Corticium candelabrum, 1670 nucleotides. RefSeq names its product P2X purinoceptor 7-like. The record is from RefSeq and is a predicted model, not a curated record. Lineage: Eukaryota; Metazoa; Porifera; Homoscleromorpha; Homosclerophorida; Plakinidae. Bases 64 to 588 code for a protein of 174 amino acids. The transcript has 2 exons.